Colletotrichum destructivum is the source of this 1265-nucleotide messenger RNA. RefSeq names its product Putative dienelactone hydrolase, alpha/Beta hydrolase. Gene Ontology annotation, molecular function: hydrolase activity. The transcript is spliced from 6 exons. Bases 107 to 958 code for a protein of 283 amino acids. Lineage: Eukaryota; Fungi; Ascomycota; Sordariomycetes; Glomerellales; Glomerellaceae. The record is from RefSeq and is a predicted model, not a curated record.
CCAACACACCUUCACUCUCAAGCCCACGUCGUUCAUUCGAUCUCGAGCCUCUGCAACAGACCCUCUCGACUCGAGUCUCUUCCCCCAAAAAACACAGCUGUCAAAAAUGCUCAUCAAGGAGUCUCACGUCGACGUGCCGACCAAGGCCGACGGGAAGGAGGGUUCCAUGAGAAUCUUCCUCUUCCACCCGUCCAUCCCCGGCUACCCCAACGCGAAAUUCCCCGGAGUCUGCGUCUUCUCCGAGAUCUACCAAGUCACCGGCCCCGUCGCCCGCUUCGCCCGCCAGAUCGCAGGCCAGGGCUACAUCGUCGCCGCUCCCUCCUCCUACCACGACUUCGCCGGCCCCGAGCCCCUGGCCUACGACGUGCCUGGUACCGACAAGGGCAACGCCUGGAAGGUCGAGAAGACCCUCGAGUCCUACGAUGAAGACUCCCGCCGCACCGUGGACUACCUCCUCACCCUCCCGACUUGCACUGGCAAGAUCGGAAGCACGGGCAUGUGUCUAGGCGGCCACCUCGCCGUCCGCGCCUCUCUCGACAAGAGAAUCGCCUCGUGCGUGGCCUACUUCGCCACGGACAUCCACAGCCGCACCCUCGGCCCCCACACGGCCAAGAACACCUCCCCGACGCCACCCGAGGGCAGCACCCACACCCUCGACCUCUUCCCGACCCUGGCCCACGCCGAGGUCGCCAUGAUCUUCGGCGUCAAGGACACCCACGUCCCGCCCGAGGGCCGCGACCUCAUCCGCGCCAAGCUGCGCGAGGCCGGCGUCACGACGAGCUUCUACGAGUUCGCCUGGGCCCAGCACGCAUUCAUCCGCGACGAGCUCAGCAAGGGCCGCUACGACCCGGCCAUCACAAAGGUCUGCUUCGAGAUCCUGCUGGAGCUGUUCGGGAGGACGCUCAAGUUGGAUCUGGGCCCCCAGGAGGGCGUCGGCGAGGUGGAACACGUGUGCUGAGCGCGGUAUCUGGCCGCCUCCAGGAUUCACGAUGUGCAAAACUAGGGAGGCAGGGAGAAGUGAAACGUUUUAACAAGAUACAGCGUUCCACUGCGGACGACAUGUCAUCGUACUCUAUUCGUAAUCUAUCUGUCUGUCCCCCCACUGUGAGUUGAUAAGAAAAUUCAUCAGGCAUGGGGAGCCAGUCUCAAUGCCCACAUAAAAUAAAGAAAACGCCAACGUCAAACAUGACCGGCUGGUAUUAUGAGCUUUUCUCCACUAAUUUUUUGUUUAUUCUUCUCCAUCUCAAGUUCCAGUGUUCCCUCUU